This is a messenger RNA of Anguilla anguilla (European eel), 1926 nucleotides long. It is a transcript of the gene shq1, whose product is annotated as SHQ1, H/ACA ribonucleoprotein assembly factor. Gene Ontology annotation, cellular component: cytoplasm; nucleoplasm. Bases 124 to 1926 code for a protein of 600 amino acids. Lineage: Eukaryota; Metazoa; Chordata; Actinopteri; Anguilliformes; Anguillidae. The record is from RefSeq and is a predicted model, not a curated record. Gene Ontology annotation, biological process: box H/ACA snoRNP assembly. The transcript has 12 exons.
GUGGUAAUACGGUAUAAACAUGGUUUCUGAAAUGUGUAAUAGUAGAAGGGCUACACGUUUCCGCGUGGUUAUGCUGAAAGCGAGCUAGAACACUGUUUAGACAGAUUGCCCGCAGGCCACAUCAUGCUGACCCCAGCAUUUGAGCUCAGCCAGGAGGCAGACUUCCUCCUCUUGAGCAUCCGUGUUCCCUACACCCGGACGUCAGAGUUUGAUCUCUACAUCGACGGAGAGGAUUUCAAGUUCUACGCCAAACCGUACUUCCUCAGGUUGACCCUACCUGGAAGAAUAGUGGAGGAUGGGAGAGAAAAGGCCUCAUUUGAUGUUGACAAAGGCCUUUUCACCCUGCGUGUCCCAAAGGAGACCCCCGGCCAGCACUUUGAAGGGCUACAAAUGUUGACCAGUCUUUUAGCCCCCAAGGGAUCUCGAUCAGCCAAACCCCUAGUGGAGGACAUGGAAGCCUGUAGCGGGAAUGUGGAUGGUGAGGAGGAAGAGGAGGAUGAUGAGGAAGAGUUUGACUGGCAGGUCGAUCAGCAGGUGUACGAAGAGACCUCCGAGGAAGAAAUGAACGCUCACCAGAAAUACGGCUUUGGGAAUCUCAGAUCAGGCGUGUUCACCAGACUGCAGGAUGAGCUGAGUGACGUCGUGGACGUGAAGACGCCUGACGGAGCCACGGCAGCCGAGAGGAGGCGGGAACGUCUUGCCGCGGAGAUCGCCAAGUUUGACCCAGACCAUUAUCUUGCUGACUUGUUUGAAGAUGAUGCAGUCCAGAACCUGCUUAAGUUCUGUCCAUGGUGGUGUGAAUCAAGCCAAGACCCAGGUUUGACCUUCUCAGAAGAGGAGAAGGACCAGCUGAGGAAGUUCACCAACCGAUCGUACCUGCUGGACAGGAAGUCCCGCCUCCAUACAUGGCUCGGCCUGCUGGACAUCAUCCUGGCGUACACGUAUGACGUGCGCACCACCGAGGGCGAGCACAACGUGGAAUCUUCAUGGAACAUCAGGAAACUGAGUGGCACACUCUGCUGGUUAGAGACGUACAGCUCUGUGCAGGAGGUCCUGGUGUCCUUUGGAAGAAGGGUCUUAUGCUACCCGCUGCACAGGCACUUUGGGCUGGUCACCGCCGCCAUCAAAGAUGCCGCGCUGAUUUUGCGCUCAGGGAAGGCUUGCGUCCUGAAGUGCCUGUUAGAUAUUCACAAAAUCUUCAGGGAGAACGAUCCUGCCUACAUCCUGAAUGAUCUCUACAUCACCGACUACUGUGUGUGGAUCCAAAGAGUCAAGACGGGGAAAGUGACGGCGCUGGCAGAGCCCUUGCGGAAGGCGUUCCUCCAGAAAGCUGACCUGGGGCUGCAGCUGCAGGAGCUGGAGGCGGCCGCGGCGCUGGUGGCGGCGGAGGAGGAGGAGGAGCGGGAGGAAGAGGAGGAGGGCCGGAGGAGAGACGGGGGGGCUCGGUGCUCCCACAGCAGGGAGGAAUCCUCCUCCUCCAGCAGCAGCAGCAGCAGCGACUCUGAGGAGAGCCAGGACUCCGGGGCAGAGGAGCAGGGGGGAGGGGCGUCUGCAGCUGGCGGUCCCCUGGGCCCGGCCCCUGCCCCCGGCCCCGCCCCCGCCCCGGCUCUGUCCCGCCCCCCGGCUCCGGAGGCCCGCCCCCCCUCUCACGGCGCCUCGAGGCAGCUCAUCCAGGAGCUGGGAGAGAGAGUGGAGGCGGAGCUGCGGAUCUGGGAGGCGCCCGAGGGCGAGCAUUCCGGCAGCGGCAGAGAGAGAGAGAGCGGCAGGGGCGAGGGAGAGCGCGCCGGCUCUCCGCACACUACCGCAGUGCAGGCGCACGUACACACCUCCUCCUCAGCCCCUUUCUUAGAGGUGUGUCCUCGCAGAAACCCGCUGCUCAUACUGCCCAUCCCCGAAGACGCGGGCGGUGACGGUCGAUUGGAUUGA